AUGUCGUCCCAGCUCCUGCGCAGCUUCGGGACAGCCCUUCAUCCCAAGUUCUCCCUGAAGGAGCUUCUAUCCUUGGAGCGGCCAAACAAGGCGAAGCUGCGAGCUGCGCUCCCAAAUUCGGCCUUGGAGGGGUUCGAGUCCCUGAAGCUGCUGCAAGAUCUCAAGCGGGCGAAGAGGGCGGAUCUGGUCUGCUUGGUCUUCGAGAUCCAAUCUGAGAAGGUGCGGCCGAGCACAAAGCAUCUCAACCUCGCCGUGAGUGCCUGCGCCUCUGGGCAACGCUGGGCACAGGCUUUGUCACUGCUCUGGUCCGCGGGGAAAGUUGGUGUGACUCCGAAUGUCGUCACGCUGAGUGCGGCUCUCAACGCUUGCGAGCGAAGCAGCCGAUGGCAGCUGGCUCUGCGGGUUUUUCACAGCCAGUAUGAACUGCAAGUGGUGCCUGAUGUCAUUAUCUACAACUCUGCAAUCAGCGCCUGUGAGCGCGGGGGUCAGUGGCAGAAGGCAUUGCACCUCUUUGCCGAGAUGACCACAGCCGGUGUGAGCCGAGACACGAUCACUUACAAUGCCACCCUAAGCUCCCUGCAGAAAGCCGGACAGUCCCAGAAGGCCUCUGAGCUUUUCGACUCCAUGCCAGCCUCACAGGUUUCCCCAGACCUCAUCAGCUACAACACGACCAUAAGCGCAUGCGAAAAGAGCGGACAUUGGCAACGAGGUCUCCGCCUUCUCCAUGGAAUCAGCAGUGCUGGAUUCCGCCCUGAUGUCGUCAGCUACAGCGCUGCCAUCAGCUGCUGUGAGAAGGCCACCCGUUGGAUGCUCGCCCUCCGGCUUCUGAAUGAGAUGCCCCAUGAAGGUGUGCCGCCAAACAGCAUCAGCUACAACGCAGCCAUCAGCGCCUGUGAGAAGGGGGGACCCUGGGAGUUGGCCUUACGACUUCUUGCGGCGAUGCCGCAAUCCCGGCUGUCACCAACUGUCGUCAGCUACAGCGCGGCUCUGAGCUCCUUGGAGAAGAGAUCCCUGUGGCAGUUCGCCCUGAAGAUUUUCCAAGAGAUGUCUGAAGCUGACGUUACGCCUAACUCCGUGAGCUACAGGGUAGCACUCUCUUCUUUCCAGAAAGCGGGCCAGUGGCAGCUGUGCCUUCAGCUGCUGCAGGCCCUCCCAGGAGAAGACUCGCCCGACCUCUAUGCCUACAGCUUGGCCAUGAGUUGCUGCGAGAGAGCCCAUCGCUGGGAGGCUUCGAUUCAGAUCUGGGAGUCCUUGUGGCAAGCCAAGGUGACCCCGGAUACUGUCUGUUUGAAUGCUUGCAUCACUUCCUGCUUUCGAGGUCUUUGCUGGCAGCAGGCCAUCAACCUUCUUCACGCCAUGCCACGUGCCCAAGUCGCCGUGGACGUCGUCAGCUACAAUGCGGCCAUGACCGCUUGCACGCGGGGAAAGCUUUGGCAGCUGGCCUUGCGACUGCACUCCACCAUGCUGGAUGCGAAGAUGUCUCCUGAUGUCAUUAGCUACAGCGCUCUCCUAGACUGCGUGCCCGACAAGCGCAUUCGGCGAGCCCUCGGUGAUGAUUUCCGAGACAUCGCUCGGCUUAAGGCUUAG
Symbiodinium sp. CCMP2456 is the source of this 1587-nucleotide messenger RNA. The record is from the annotation of a GenBank genome assembly. NCBI's taxonomy places the organism in Eukaryota, Dinophyceae, Suessiales, Symbiodiniaceae.